AAUAAUUUAAAUUGACUUGAGAUGGACUUGCUCCGUCGUUGUGAGUUGACUUUCUUAGAAGUUAGAACCAUAGCAGAUUCUUCGUCCUCUGGAAAAUCAUUUCUAAGCUGAGACUUGUAGCAAUCUACGAGUUUGCUGCUAAGAAACAAACAUGAGGACUCUUGACAAGUCGAAGGACGAAAUUGAAUGGAUGAUUCCCGUUGAAGUGAUGCUGGGGUCACUUGACCACGGAGAAGUUCAAGCGUGCAGCAUUUUAAGAAUCCCAGACGAGAUUCGAGGCCCAAAACAAGAAUGCUACAAGCCAAAAUUGGUGUCUGUAGGACCCUUACACAGGGGAGCCACAAGGCAGAUUCUCUUAAUGGAAGAACCCAAAUGGCGCUACGCCAAGUCCUUCCUUGACCGCAAGGUGCAAAACAACCAAGGAGGACAGAAAAAACAAGAAUCAGGACCCCGAGAGAGGGGUAAGGAAAUUCUCAAGCUUGACAAGGUGGUUCGCGCUUCCUACGGCGGUGACCUCGACUUGGAUCCCCACGACCUCGCCAAAAUCAUGUUGGUGGAUGGCUGUUUCUUGCUAGAACUUCUCCAUAAGCUUGGGGAAUACAUGGAUCCACAGACAAACCAGCGCGAAGCUUUUUCCAGUGACCCAUUCCUAGAGACAGAGGAGAAGGUGCAGUGUGUGCUGAAUGAUAUUUCAAUGCUGGAAAAUCAGAUCCCUUUCAUUGUUCUCAAGAAGUUGUACAAUAGUGUCUUCCCUGAAAACAACAACAAGGGGGUUGCAGAAGAUCAUCGUGUGGCCGAUGUCAUGCGUAAAGCCUUUGGUUACCAUUCAAAAGACCGGCAUGGUUCGGCUCAUAUGCUUCACUUAAUGCACUUGUCCACAGUUGAAGAAGACAACAAUCAAGAAGCCAAACGAUUGAGACAAGCAUGCCGAGAACUAAAGCGAUGCGCUACUAGGCUUCGAGCUGCAGGAAUAACCAUUAAACCAACAAAUAGCAACAGCAUUGCAAAUGGUAAUGUCAAUGCUAGUACUAGUGUUAACAAUCAGCAUAAGCUUGUGGACAUAUUUGAUUUUAACAUAAGUUUCAAUGAGCAAGACAAGAUACUCGAAAUACCGGCUUUGCAUAUUAAGGAAACAACCGAAGCGAGAUGGAGAAACUUGAUUGCUUGGGAGCAGAGCAGAAUUUGGAUAAGAGGCAAGUACGCUUCCUAUGCUUUGUUCUUCCAAACUUUGAUAUGCUGUGAGCAUGACCUCAAGUUUCUGGAGAAAAAGGGAGUGAUAGUGAAUGAGUCCAAGAAGAGCAAUGCUGAAAUUAUGACAAUGUUUCGCACCAUCUCUGAUGGUGUUGAUCACAUGGAUUCAAGUUACAGUGAUCACUGUAAGAAACUUAAUGCACACCGGACUACAUUGGUCACAAAAGCGUUUCGCGAAUGGCCUAUAAUCACUUGGCAUAGGUGCAGGCAUGUUCUUGAGACUCUUGUGUUCUAUUGGUGGAACUGGCUAGGAAUUUUGAUACGCGAUCAUAUCCCAACAGUGUGGAAAUUUUUCGGCGUUGUGGCCGCGAUUGUGUUGCUUGUUCUCACCAUUAUGCAGACAUAUUAUUCAGCUAAGCAGACACAUUAUUCAGCUGAGCAGGCACGUAAUGCAACUAGUGGCUCUUAGGCAUCAUCAGCAAGAAAAGUGCUAUUUGUGUCUCUUAACGUUUUUUUCAAGUUUAAAACUGAAUGCACAUUUGUGAUGUUGAAGUUUGUGUAUGUUAAUGGAAGAGAUUUAGGUCCAUGUUGAACAUUGAAGAGGUGUUUUCCUGAAAUUAUUGUGAAUGAAAUCUUUUGUCUUGUUCUGUUUGAGAUUUUCAAAGAAA
Arachis duranensis is the source of this 1859-nucleotide messenger RNA. RefSeq names its product UPF0481 protein At3g47200. The transcript is spliced from 3 exons. Bases 152 to 1660 code for a protein of 502 amino acids. NCBI's taxonomy places the organism in Eukaryota, Viridiplantae, Streptophyta, Magnoliopsida, Fabales, Fabaceae. The record is from RefSeq and is a predicted model, not a curated record.